AUGGAGACCUGGAGCGUGUAUCCGACCAACAGCACGGUUUAUCAGGUUGCACUUGUGGAGAGCACCAGCAGCUACUCCCAGUUUACCGGACUCGAGCUGAUCCAGACAUACAAACCCCUCAUCGUUCCCUGCUACGUGCUGGUGGUCUUCAUUGGGAUCUUCGGCAACUACCUGCUCCUCUACGUCAUCUGCAAGACCAAGAAGAUGCACAAUGUCACCAACUUCUUCAUUGGCAACCUGGCCUUCUCCGACAUGCUGAUGUGCGCCACCUGUGUCCCUUUCACACUGGCCUACGCCUUCCACCCCCAGGGAUGGAUCUUCGGCAAGUUCAUGUGUCACUUUGUGUUCCUGAUGCAGCCAGUGACAGUGUAUGUGUCCGUGUUCACCCUGACAGCCAUUGCCGUUGACAGGUAUUAUGCCACAGUUCACCCACUGAAGAAGCGUAUAUCCAUUGUGACGUGCACCUACAUCCUGGCCGGGGUCUGGCUCAUGUCCUGUGCCCUGGCAGCUCCUGCCUUCGCGCACACCUAUCACAUUGAAUUCCAGGACCAAGACCUGACCAUCUGUGAGGAGUUCUGGGUGAGGAAGGAGAAAGAGCACCUGGCCUAUGCCUACAGCACCCUCAUCAUAACGUAUAUCCUCCCACUUUCGGCUGUCUCCUUGUCCUACCUCCGUAUCACCCUCAAACUCAAGAACCGCGUUGUCCCCGGGAAUGCUACGCAUAGCCAAGAGAGGUGGGAGAAGGUGAAACGCAAAAAGAUAUUCCGUCUGCUGGUGCUGGUUGUGACUGUGUUCGGUGCUUGUUGGCUCCCUCUUCAUGUCUUCAAUGUCAUCCGUGAUAUAGACAUCAGCCUCAUCAAUAAGGAGUACUUCAACCUGAUUCAGCUCCUAUGUCACUGCUCUGCCAUGACAUCUGCUUGCUGCAAUCCUUUCCUCUAUGCCUGGCUCCACGACCGGUUCAGGGCAGAGCUGAAGAAGAUGUUCACCUGCAAGAAGAAAAUUGUCCCAACUAACAACUGUAUUGCAGUGAGCGUCGUGUUAUGA
Molecule: messenger RNA, 1044 nt
Organism: Pristis pectinata (smalltooth sawfish)
Lineage: Eukaryota; Metazoa; Chordata; Chondrichthyes; Rhinopristiformes; Pristidae
Product: prolactin-releasing peptide receptor-like
Exons: 2
Coding region: 1-1044 (347 amino acids)
Biological process (GO): G protein-coupled receptor signaling pathway
Cellular component (GO): plasma membrane; neuron projection
Molecular function (GO): neuropeptide Y receptor activity; neuropeptide binding
Source: RefSeq, a predicted model, not a curated record